GGAUACACUGUUAAUGCUACUAAAAACAAGAUCUUAAUUUACAUAUUUUCAACGAUUUCAAUCCCAGAGAGGAAUAAGUGCCAACAGAAAAAGAAAAUACAGAUUAUCAUUUGAAUAUGGCAGAAAACUUGGUAGAUCAACUGAAGCAUGUAAAACUGAAGAAAAUAAAAGAACCAACUCAUGAUUUUUCGGGUUUAAAAACCAGUGGAUAUUUAACGGAAGACGAGAUAAAAGACUAUGAUGACAAUGUUCUGGCUGCUAAUACAGAACAUUGGAUACAUAUGCUACAAGACGUUACUUUUCCAACGGUUACAGCUCCCUUUCAUUUAGAAGAUGCCCAGCUGUUUAUAGAUGUUUACACAAGGUUAUAUGAGAACAAGGACUCAAGCGAAUCCAUAGAUCUUGACUGGCAGACUCAUCUGAAGGAUGAAGAGAAAAGACACGUUAACACAAUAAGCGAACGCUUGGAAAAGGCAAUGUCGAUUUACACGACAAAAGGCUACGCUUUCGUAAAAUUGUCUUCCAGAAGUGCUAAAGAUGCACCAUUAAUUCAAAAAAGAUUUAAAUCUUUAUAUAUCAACAGAUUGUCAGCUGUUGAAGAGUCUGAAAAGGGAAAUGAAAAUGUUAAAAUCAUGUGUCUCUUGCAGGCAGGUUUUGAUGCACUUCGCGUGAAGAUGUCCUUCGAUGUGAUUGAUAUGUUUAUUAGGAGUGAACGGGUAUUCCAAGACUUGUUACUUGCAGUUAAGCACAAAGACAAUUUUAACGAAAACUUUAUAAUAAGAGAGUUCGUUGACAUCGAUGUUGAUAUGGAAUUUCGAGGAUUUGUUUUUGACGGAGAGUUAAAUGCAUUGUCGCAGUAUAAUUAUUUGUUAUUUUCAAAACGGCUGAACGACAAAAAAGAGGAAAUUUCCUGUAAAAUUAGAGAAUUCUUCAAUUCAGUUGUGAAACCAAGAUUAAAAGCUGGAAAAUAUUUCCUUCAGAAUUUUGUGAUAGAUUUUGCUGUUACUAGUAGUGGUAAAAAGGGAGCCCUAGAUAAAUUAUGGGUUAUUGAAAUUAAUCCAUUCCUAAAUACAACUGAUGGUGCAUUGUUUAGCUGGGAGAAAGAGCGUGAUAUUCUUGAAGGAAAACAAGGAUUUCAGGUCCGAAUUGUUCAGCAAGCAAAACCGGGUUCUUUAACCAUGAUGCCACAAAGUAUCAGGGAGCUUCUAAAGUCAACAUAACAUAACGAUUUUGUACAUGAACCUUAAUUUCAUUAACUGAUUAUGUAUAUCUCAAUCUAAUAAAAAUAUAGAUCUUUGCUAUCGUUAUCCAUAUAUACGAGCACGUGAGUUAAGACAGAUCUGAAUUUUAAUCAGAUUUUGUACAUCUCUUCCACAAACUUAGAAAAUGCAAUGCGUUAUAAUAUAUACUUACAGUUACAGCUCUAUAGUUGAGUAAUCUUUCUUAAAAAUGGAUAUAUCUUAGCAGCUUUUAAAUCAUUAGGUAAUCUAAAUUUUAACAUGAGUUGUAUAAAUUUUAUGACUUUUGCUGAUAUAGCACCCUACCACAAUCAUCUAAAGAGAUGAAUUAACGACUGUUUGUUAAAAAACACGUUUACCAAACAAAACAAGUAUACUUUGUCCCUUCCUAAAACCGUAUAUUUGUAUCUACUUAGGUCAUUCUUUGUAAUGAAACAAUAAAGUUGGACAACCUUGUUCA
Molecule: messenger RNA, 1698 nt
Organism: Mytilus californianus (California mussel)
Lineage: Eukaryota; Metazoa; Mollusca; Bivalvia; Mytilida; Mytilidae
Product: cell division cycle protein 123 homolog
Exons: 4
Coding region: 117-1220 (367 amino acids)
Cellular component (GO): cytoplasm
Source: RefSeq, a predicted model, not a curated record